Messenger RNA from Symbiodinium sp. CCMP2456, 1599 nucleotides. Lineage: Eukaryota; Dinophyceae; Suessiales; Symbiodiniaceae. The record is from the annotation of a GenBank genome assembly.
AUGGUGGGUCUGGCGAAGGCGCUCAAAGCCGAUGGGCUCACGGCCUCAGGAGAUGGCUUUCUUCAUCAAAUGUCAAAGCUUUCGGAGAAAGAUGCCGAGGGAAAAGCGCAUAUGAUUCUAGAGAAGCACAAUCUGAGCUUGCCGAUUCCUUUGAGAAAGACUCAUGGGGAUGCAGCAAUCAAAGGUUUUCCGCGAUUGAAGCCUUUAGAUAUCUUUCAAUACAUGGCCGAUUCCGGUCAUGUGAACAAGCUGCUGGGUGGAAGGACUGUGCAGUCCAGUCAUCAGUUGCUACUGGAAUUUUGGCAAAACUACAAAGCCAUACACCCGGACUUCGAGCUUUUCUCUUCACGCUACAGCGACAUUCCUUUGGAAGACUGCAUACCGAUUGUUGCACACAUUGAUGGGGGGAGAGGCUAUAAGAAAAGUGAGUUUGUGGUUUUCGAUUGGGCAGCAGUCAUAGGCUCAGGCUCGGGGAAGAAGAACAACAAGGACCCAGCUGUUCGAUCUUUGAAGAAGACCAACAACAAGAUGCAAUUGCCUUUGUUGGGCCAUUCCUUUACAACGCAUUACCUCUAUGCUGCUAUGCCAUCUGCCUGGCACAAGAAUCAUGAAGAAGCAUUCCAGGCAUUGCUUUCUACGUUCGCCGAAGACCUCAGGGAAUGUUUCGAUGAGGGGGUUUCCUUCAAAGGCAGGGUUUUGCGACUGGUUUUGCUAGGCUUGAAAGGCGACUUGAAAAUGCAGGCACGUGCUGGACGCCUAACCCGAUGGUUCACGACAGCUCGCAAGGCUCCAUUUUCUUCAACAAGCAAGGGUACUGGCCAAUGCUGUUGGUUGUGUGCAGCUGGGGAUGUCACUGCCCCUUUCGAAGAGAUUGAUAAAAACACACCUGCAUGGCUUACAAGUAUGCCUACAUUUACAGAGGUUCCAUGGCUGCCUGGACAGGAAGGCGGGAUGAUCAGCCCAUCCUUGUCCUACAUGGACCGACCUGCCAAGUUUUACUUCGUUGAUUUGUUCCACGUGUAUCUCGCAGGAGUCGGCCAAGACUUCGCUUCAUCCUGCCUUGUCUACAUGCUGCCGAUAUGUUUCCCUGGCUCUGAGGGCAACUCCGUGGAUGCACAAAUCGAGAAGUUGAACCAGGUGUACACACACUGGAGAAAGACACGGAAGGUGCCGAUGCAUCUGGUUUCUUUCACAAGGGACAAACUGCAGUUCCAUGAUGCUACUUCGGCGUACCCAGCUGGUACUUGGUCAAAGGCUGCUGAUACUGCACGGAUCGUUCAGUUCAUUAUCUUUGUUUGUGCUGAGCUGCACAAUGACAUUUGUUCUCGAACUGAAAACAAAAUGAUGUACUACAUCCUUCAAGCAGCUCUGGCGAUCUCCGGCUUUAUGAAGGGUCUUUAUGCAGCAGACUUGUGGAUUGAUUUCGAGCUGCACAUGGAACCAGCAGCAACAGCCCCGAUCAUCAAAGAUGGUAACAAGUUCCUCCGCGUGUUGCCGCAAAUAGUGCCCAGUCACGGGUGCUACAGAGAUGGCUUGCUGCAGCCAUGCAGCAGUGGUCACGUGACUGAGCUCCGGACCACUUCCGAAGAGCUCGACGAG